Molecule: messenger RNA, 2542 nt
Organism: Nannospalax galili (Upper Galilee mountains blind mole rat)
Lineage: Eukaryota; Metazoa; Chordata; Mammalia; Rodentia; Spalacidae
Gene: S1pr5
Product: sphingosine-1-phosphate receptor 5
Exons: 2
Coding region: 301-1497 (398 amino acids)
Biological process (GO): G protein-coupled receptor signaling pathway
Cellular component (GO): membrane
Molecular function (GO): sphingosine-1-phosphate receptor activity
Source: RefSeq, a predicted model, not a curated record
CUUCCCGGGGUGCUGCGGGUGGCACAGGCUGGCAACCCCGGGCUGAGUGCCCGGUCCCCAAUAGGAGGAGGAGUGGGCCGUUGCUGGCGAUCGCUGGUCCUGAGUGUCGCAGGCCCACCCCCUGGCCUUGUCACCUACUGCCCCGCCCGGAGCAGCUGUCCCCAGCUUCCUGCCAGGCACAACAGUUCAGGGCGCAGCAGCGGCUGGUGCAGGGGCUUUUGUUCGCAGUGGUCAAGGUGGACAACCGUCCAGACGCUGCACCGACCUCCGGGUGGCCUCGGGAGGUGGGGCGCACAGCCCAUGGAUUCGGGGCUGCUGCGGCCCGCGCCGGUCAGCGAGGUCAUCGUCCUGCAUUACAACUACACCGGCAAGCUCCGUGGGGCGCGGUACCAACCUGGCGCUGGGCUGCGCGCUGAUGCUGUGGUGUGUCUGGCCGUGUGUGCCUUCAUCGUGUUGGAGAACCUGGCUGUGCUAGUGGUCCUGGGACGCCACCCUCGCUUUCAUGCGCCCAUGUUCCUCCUCCUGGGCAGCCUCACCCUGUCCGAUUUGCUGGCAGGUGCAGCCUAUGCCACCAACAUCUUGCUGUCAGGGCCACUCACGCUGCGACUCUCCCCUGCGCUCUGGUUCGCCAGGGAGGGUGGUGUCUUUGUGGCGUUGUCUGCAUCGGUGUUGAGCCUCCUGGCCAUUGCACUUGAACGCUACCUCACCAUGGCCCGCCGAGGACCUGCACCUGCAGCCAGUCGGGGUCGUACGGUGGCUCUGGCGGUGGCGGCCUGGAGCGUGUCGUUGCUGCUUGGGUUGCUGCCAGCGCUGGGCUGGAAUUGCCUGGGUCGCCUGGAGGCCUGUUCCACCGUCCUGCCACUCUAUGCAAAAGCCUACGUCCUCUUCUGCGUUCUGGCCUUCGUGGGCAUCCUGGCUGCCAUCUGCGCACUUUAUGCACGGAUUUAUUGCCAGGUGAGAGCCAACGCGCGUCGCCGACGGACCGGGCCGGGUUCAGUUAGGGCCACCUUCACCAGAGCCCGUCGCGCCCCCAGGUCGCUGGCCCUGUUGCGCACACUCAGUGUGGUCCUCCUAGCCUUUGUGGUCUGCUGGGGACCCCUGUUCCUCUUGCUGUUGCUGGAUGUGGCAUGCCCAGCUCGCGCAUGUCCGGUGCUCCUGCAGGCUGACCCCUUCUUGGGUCUAGCCAUGGCUAACUCGCUCCUCAAUCCUAUCAUCUAUACGUUCACCAACCGAGACCUGCGCCAUGCACUUCUGCGGCUGCUCUGCUGUGGCCGCUGUCCCUGCAGCUCAGGCUCCUCUGGCAGCUUGCAGAGAUCCCCCAGCGCCCCUGAGCCUUCGGGGCGUGGUGGUGGUAGAGGCCUGAAAAGCUGCCUGCCACCAGGUCUGGAUCGCAGUUCCUCUCCGCAGCUGGAAGGGAUGGACACCAGCUAUUCCACUGGCAGCCCCGGACCAGCUGUGGCCAGCCAGACUCUGGUACCUGAACUCUCUGCAGAUUGAUGCUCUCCAACCCUCUGUCGCCCUUCCCAAGAGCAGAAUGACUCAGAACAAACCCAUUUGGAGGAAGCACAGCCCAAGACGGUAAAGCCGAAAAGAUGCAAGGGAAAUGGUUUACUGGCACUAAACCCUGGAACAGAAUAAAAAACCCGCCCUUUGUGUGUUUGAAGCUCUGGUAGGGCACACCAACAACGAUAGGCAGAUGGAGUAAUUCCAUUGACAAUAUAGCCAGGGGAUGGUGUAGAGGUAGUGAUGUGGGAGCUGAGACAGCCUGCCAGAAGAGCCUUACAGUGUGUGCAAAGGCCCUAGGGCUCAUGGGGUUUAUUUUUAUUUUCUAUUUUAUUUUUUCCAUUUUCUAUUUAAUUUUUUUAAGAACAGCCUCCAUGUGUCCCCAGCUUGCCAUGAACUCGCUGACCUCAGUCUCACAAGAGAUCCACCUGCCUCUGCCUCCCAAGUGCUGGGGGUGAAGGUGAGCACUGUGUCCAGUAGCUCAUAGGGUUUAUGAAAAGCGAAGAUCCUAAUGUGGCUGAGAGAAAAUAGAAGGAGCAGAGAUGGGGAUAGAUGAGAUGAGAGGGCAGGUUGUGUGAGGCCUGAUGGGUUCUGAGGAAGGGCCUUUGGCUCUGAGUAAAGUGGGAGCCAUAGAGAUUUCUAAACAGAGGGAGGACAUGCCUCCAUUCAGGCCUGCACAGGUGCUCUUUGACCAGGGUGGCUUCAAAGAUAGCAACCAGAAGAAGGUGUGGGGGGGGGGGACGCAGCUGUCAGCAUGAUCAGAACCAGGUGAGUUGCAGAGCCAAGUGAGAUGCUGUGUGCAGGUAGCAGACAGAAUAAGAGGUGGGUGGGGACUGAGAAGAGUUGUAGAGAGCAAGGUCAGCUCCAAGAAUUUGACUCUGGGAUACUUAGACAAAUCCUGACCACCAAACUUCUAGAAUGCAGUGUCAAAUUCUUCAUGCAAAAUGCAAGUACAAUAAAACAGUAAGAGCCAUUAAAGCUUUGCUUAAAAAAUAUUUAUUUUAUGUGUGAAAGUUUUACCUGCAUGUAUGGAAGUGCA